Acyrthosiphon pisum (pea aphid) is the source of this 924-nucleotide messenger RNA. RefSeq lists its product as uncharacterized. The record is from RefSeq and is a predicted model, not a curated record. Lineage: Eukaryota; Metazoa; Arthropoda; Insecta; Hemiptera; Aphididae. The coding region runs from base 1 to 924 and encodes 307 amino acids. The transcript has 6 exons.
AUGUCGUUGUCUUGUUCUAAAUGCAAUAAAGUUUUUGGUUAUCAUUGGAAUCUUAAAACUCAUGAAAAUAAAUGUAAAUUUAUGGAAUGGAAACAACAAAUUGAAAAAGAAUAUGUUUGUUCCUAUGUUUCAAAAGCAACAGUUCGUUUAAAAAAAGGAAAGCGAACUUAUUAUUAUUGUCAUCGAAGUGGUUAUUUCAAAACUAAAUCACAAGGUAUAAGGCGUAUAAAAAGCCAAGGCAGUAACAAGAUAGAUUCUACAUGCACAUCGUCGAUAGUUGUAACAGAAGAAACAAAUGGAAUAAGUGUUAACUAUUGUAGAACCCAUUUUGGACAUGGAUUUAACUUAGGCCGAUGUCGAUUAACUGCUGAUGAACGUGCAAUGAUAGCAGGAAAAAUUGCAGAAAGAGUUACUUUUUCUAAGAUUUUGGAUGAUGUUAGAAACAAUGUACACAGUAUUUAUGAUGUGACAACUCUUAUCUCAAAAAGAGAUCUUAGAAAUGUUGAAAGAGAUUUUAAUUUAGUCGAGGGUAAAGAUCAUUCUUCAGACUUUGUUAGUGUUUCUACAAAAUUUCAAUUAGAAAUGCUUCAAAAAUUUGGAAAUGAAAAAAUGUGUGUGGAUUCUACCCACGGUACUACAGAAUACGACCUGCUUCUUACUUCACUGGUCAUAGUAGACGAGUUUGGAAAUGGAUUUCCUUGUUGUUUUUGUUUUACAAGAAAGAAAGACACCAAAACAUGGACUAAAUUUUUCACAAAAGUAAAAGAAAAGACUGGCAUUAUAACUACAAAGGUUUUUAUGAGUGAUGAUGACGCAUCAUUUUAUAACGCUUGGCACGAUGUGAUGGGUAACACUGAGCAUAAACGUCUAUGUAGUUGGAAUGUUGACCAGUUAUGGCGUAAACAGGCCAAGGUAAAAAGGUAA